This is a messenger RNA of Spodoptera litura, 2001 nucleotides long. RefSeq names its product integrator complex subunit 15. The record is from RefSeq and is a predicted model, not a curated record. Lineage: Eukaryota; Metazoa; Arthropoda; Insecta; Lepidoptera; Noctuidae.
AUGGGCGCAUACGUCUCAGAUAUAGUAUUGUAGUCUUUGGGCGCAUGGCAUCUUGAUUUUGACAAUUGUUUGACAUAUAAAAUUGAAAAAGAAAUUAAAAGAAUCAUCAAAGAGUGUAAUUCUAUGGGAAGUGGGAAUUAUAGUUUCUUUACUCUUUGAGGGGAGUUUUACACUCUUCAUAGUUGGUUGAUUGGUUGUUGCAAAGAGUAUAAUAAGUAUAGGGGAAUUGUUGGCUGUGGAUCAAUGUUUUGCUUGCGAUUGUUGUUAUAAGAUUUUUAAAAGAACCUACCACGGUAAUUAAUAAAUGGUUUGAAGGUUCACGUAUUGAGAAGUAUCGUGUUUUGAGAGUUAUUUUGAAAAUACUGACUGACUGAAUUGUCUCUUUUGCUGAAGACCUCAACCUCAAGCUCAACAGUCAGUUCCAAAUCACAGUAAUCAGUGUGUCAAAAACUACUACCUACUUUCAAAUUAAUCGUUUGAAGCUUCUGCUAAACUUUGUGUAACAUGUUUAAUUAAUAAUAACAGCUAAAAGUUAAAAUUUGGAAGAUAACAUAAAAAAAUACAUUGUUGACAAGAUGUCUGUAUCAGAUUUGAAACAUUCUCUAAGGAAAUAUGAAUUUCCUGCUUGUGCUAAGGAAGCCCUCAAUAGAAUUGAACAACUACUAGUUGGUCGGGCGGCUCCUUCAAAUAAGCAGUUGGACAUAGCAAUGGAUAUAAUAUCAGAAUUUGUGUUCUGCGAGUCUGACAGGCGCAGCGGGCGAAGAAGUGGAGGUUUGACUCCAUUACAGGAUUUACAACUUAUAGAUAUAAUAUGUGACUACUUGUCGGCUUGUACUAAUGAAACCACUAAGAAUACUAUCUUCUUAUCACUGUUUGGAGGCAUGGAAAGUCAAAGGAGGUUGAAAAUUCUUAGCAUUCUUGCCAGUAUGGCUGUUUCAGCUUCCAGUACUCCAGUGCUACUUGCAGUUGGAGUUUGGCUGCAACAAAUGGGCUGUUCAUCAUCACAGUCCUUACAACUGGUUGAGAAUGUCAUCAGAGACCAUUUCUAUCUGAACACUUCAAAUCAGUUGGCUCUGAAGUCGCUAGCGAAUACAGCUCCACAGUUUGUGUCUAACUUCAUUACCGCUGUAACUGAGCUGUACAUGCAUGAUGCUCAAGGAACAAAUGAUAAUAAGUUGCCUCCUAAGAACUUGUUAGAGGUCAUAACUGCUUGGGUUUAUUCAAACCCUACACUAUGCAUGUCUGCUCAGUUGAAUCCAGCAGCACUCCCCAGUGGAUCCAUUCCUAUGGCUGCAGUUACUCCCCUAGCUGGUCUCAUACAUUGGUGUGCAUUGGCUCCCCUUUAUAUUGUUGAUGAUGACACAGAAAUGGUGGAAGUACCUGUACCUUUUAAGAAAAUUAAACUGGAGGGUGAAAGUGACAGAUCCUUGAUAAAAACAGUGACAAGUAAGCCUCUGACAGAGAGUGAGUUUUAUAUAAAGCUGCACCUGGGCGUACUGCAUAGUUUGCGCGCCGGAAGACGCACGCACGGGCCUCCCACAGCUGUGAAUGCACAGCACCUGGCUGCGCUCGCGCCAGUUGUCCAGUCAUAUGCACACAAUGUGCUGAAGAGAGGUGGAAAGAUACAAAAUGAUCAUAAGUUACAGGAUUGUCUGGACAGGAUAGGGCAGUCAGUGCAAGUGGCACUAGCUAAUGGCUGCGUGUAUGGCAAUAUUAGCAACCUCCUUGCAGCAUUAGACACGCUGCCUGAAAACAGGCUGCUGCGGAUUAUCAUUAAAACACAUCAGCAAACAAUUUGACAAGUUCUUUCGCCAGUCUGUGGUUAAUCAUUCAGCUGGUAAUGUCUUACAUUGAAAUUUUACUUUCAGCACUUGUUGCACAAAUUACCAUCUGUGAUGGUUGCAACUUUAAAAUCUUUGUUAUUAUUAACUGCAAGAGUGUAAUGUACAGUCCAUUAUUAGAAUAUAGCACAUAAUAAUUACUUAAACACAGUGUAAAUAA